AUGCAGAUCUUUGUCAAGACCGUCACGGGCAGGACGAUCACCGUCAAGGUCGAUCCGGGGGACUCCGUCUACGUUGUCAAGGCGAAGAUUCAGGAUCAGCAGCGCCUUAUGUUUGGCACGGAGGAGCUGGAGGAUGGGUUAACUCUGGCUGACUACGACAUUGAGGAUGAAUGCACCCUUCACUUAUCCAAAAAGCUCAGACCCAAAACUAUGCAGAUCUUCAUCAAGACCCUCGGAGGCAAGACGAUCACCGUCAAGGUCGAUCCAGAGGACACCGUCUACGUUGUCAAGGCAAAGAUUUAG
Molecule: messenger RNA, 303 nt
Organism: Triticum dicoccoides
Lineage: Eukaryota; Viridiplantae; Streptophyta; Magnoliopsida; Poales; Poaceae
Product: polyubiquitin-like
Exons: 3
Coding region: 1-303 (100 amino acids)
Molecular function (GO): protein binding
Source: RefSeq, a predicted model, not a curated record